This is a messenger RNA of Elgaria multicarinata webbii, 2460 nucleotides long. RefSeq names its product glutamyl-tRNA amidotransferase subunit B (gene GATB). Gene Ontology annotation, molecular function: glutaminyl-tRNA synthase (glutamine-hydrolyzing) activity. The record is from RefSeq and is a predicted model, not a curated record. The coding region runs from base 10 to 1656 and encodes 548 amino acids. Gene Ontology annotation, biological process: mitochondrial translation; glutaminyl-tRNAGln biosynthesis via transamidation. Gene Ontology annotation, cellular component: mitochondrion; glutamyl-tRNA(Gln) amidotransferase complex. The transcript has 13 exons. NCBI's taxonomy places the organism in Eukaryota, Metazoa, Chordata, Lepidosauria, Squamata, Anguidae.
CCGAGCAAAAUGGCGGCCCCCAUGAUGCGGCGCUGCCGGCGUUGGUUUCGGAACGGGGAUCUCUGCGUUGGGAAUGUCGCCGGACUCCGUGGCCGGGAGGGUCCGGUGGCCGCUAGCGCGCUCUGCCGGAGUGCAGCGGAGACUACAGCGAAACAGAACCGUGAUGUUCCCUGGGUAGCAGUUGUCGGCCUGGAAAUUCAUGCACAGAUUUGGUCCAACUCAAAGCUUUUCUCCAGUUCACAAGUCCAGUUUUCAGCACCACCUAACUCUUUAGUAUCAUUCUUUGAUGCUUCUCUACCAGGAACAUUACCGGUCCUCAACAGGAGAUGUGUAGAAGCAGCCGUGACAACGAGCCUUGCGCUGAACUGCACCAUAAACAAGAAGUCCUUGUUUGACAGGAAACACUAUUUCUAUGCAGAUCUGCCUGCUGGCUAUCAGAUCACCCAACAAAGACUUCCCAUUGCUGUGAAUGGGAGCUUGUCAUAUAGCCUGUGUGUAGGGAAAAACCAGAAUGAAAUGGUAACCAAGACUGUGAGGAUCAAGCAGUUACAGCUGGAGCAAGACAGUGGAAAGAGCCUCCACGAUGACUUCAGGAGCCAGACCCUUGUUGAUUUGAACAGAGCAGGAGUUGGCCUCAUGGAGGUUGUCAUGGAGCCCGAUAUGUGCUGUGGGGAAGAAGCUGCUGCAGCGGUGAGAGAGCUUCAGCUUAUCCUGCAGGCUCUUGGGAGCAGCCAAGCAAACAUGGCAGAGGGCCAGCUGAGAGUAGAUGCCAACGUAUCUGUACAUCGUCCCGGGGAGCUAUACGGAGUAAGGACUGAAGUGAAGAACAUCAACAGUGCCCGAUUUCUUGCGAAGGCAAUAGACUAUGAAAUACAGAGGCAAAUUGAAGAGCUGGAGAACGGAGGGACUAUUCUGAAUGAAACUAGAGCCUUUGAUUUUAAGCUUGGGCGCACCAUAGCAAUGAGGGAUAAAGAAGGAAAACAGGAUUAUCGGUUCAUGCCAGAGCCAAACCUUCCUCCAUUGAUUCUUCACGAUGCGAAAUCUUUGCCCGUUCACGCAAGCUAUCAGCAAGUGGUGAACAUUGAUUGGCUCCGGGAGAGGCUUCCGGACCUCCCCAGUGCGAAGAGAGCAAAGCUUGUUGAACGCUAUGGGAUUCAGCCUCAACACAGUUUCACCUUAUUGAAUGAAGAUGGAUUAAUGGAAUUCUUUGAAACUGUGGUGAAAGCAACAGAAAUGAAUCCCAAAAAAGUAAUUGGCUGGAUUCUAAACGAUAUGCUUGGUUUUCUAAAACAACAUAGCCUUGCAGUAAAAGAAAGUCCAGUCAGCCCUCUUCUUUUGGCUGAACUUCUGAACCUUCUAGCACGUGGGAUGAUUUCCUCUUCAGCAGCCAAACAAGUGUUGGAAGAGAUGUGGAAGGGAGAAGGGAAGACCCCAGCUCUGAUUGUUAAAGAAAAAAAACUUGAACUGAUCCAGGACCAGAAUGAGCUUGAGCACAUAUGUCAGGCUGUGAUGGAAGGCCAUCAGAAAGAGGUUGCAGAGAUAAAGAAGGGAAACCAGAAAGUCCUGAAUAAGCUCAUUGGACAGGUUCAAAGAAUAACAAGACGACGAUCAGACCCCAUCUUGGUGAAACAAAUACUAGAGAAGCUGCUGUCAUAGGAGCCUGGAGUGAAAAAUGCUGUAUCUGGCUUGCCCAUUCUUGACAUUCUGAACGCAUUAGAGAGGUAAUUACUUGACAACCUUCUAUACUGUUAGCAAUCAAGUCACUGUACAGAUUUCACUUGAUGCUGGCUCACAUCAUAUUAUUGUAGCUGCUUUCCACCAUUUUCUAGCUUUUUCCCGGGCCAUCAUCCUCUUAAGUGUCUGUUGAUUCAGAAAAUAAGUUAUAAAAGGAAAGAACUGAAGUUGCAGCGUGCACAAGUUUUCUGUUUUUAAAUCUGCUGAAUUUGUAACAUUACUGAUGAAUAGGAGGGGAAAUGAUACAUUAUAUUCUUUUUCAAAAAUGUCUUAAAUACUAACCUCUUAAUGUGUUUUCUUGGGAAUGAUCGAAGCAGAAUACCCCCUCGACUGCUAAAAUCUUCAGGAAUCUUUUACAAUAAAGAAUAUGCAUGAGUGAUGGAAAGGUUAAUUACUCAAAAACAAUUUUUUUGUUACAAGGAAUCCUAAGAGUUUUCUUAAGUAAAAACUGAUGUAUCAGGUCACUGAUGUUCCUUAGGGUGUGAAUUUCACCUGGUGCUGCAUACUUGUGAAUGAAUUCUAGUAUAUUCUCUCUCUCUCUCUCUCUCUCUCUCUCACACACACACACACACACACACACACAAACACACACACACAGUUUCACAUGCUGUGUCUCACACAGAUCAAGAAAUACUCUACAAUUAAAAGGAAUAUAUAUUUAUGGUCAAAUGUUGUCCUGAUAUUUAGUAUUCUGGAACAUUGCAAAUAAAUCCACUUUUCAAUAAA